Molecule: messenger RNA, 2178 nt
Organism: Mizuhopecten yessoensis (Yesso scallop)
Lineage: Eukaryota; Metazoa; Mollusca; Bivalvia; Pectinida; Pectinidae
Product: von Willebrand factor D and EGF domain-containing protein-like
Exons: 13
Coding region: 1-2178 (725 amino acids)
Source: RefSeq, a predicted model, not a curated record
AUGUCUGGAGCCGGGGGCACCAUUCCAUCAUCAGCACCAAAGUCUUAUCAAAGGUGUGGCACGCGGAACCCCGUCUGGAUGUUUGACACUUUACCUUCGGAUGGAGUAACGAAGUUUGUUAACGUAUGCGGCAGGAGUUUCUUUUUCGACUGUUCUGCUGUAUGGCAGAUUGAAGUAAAGAACUGCGGGGCCUUCUAUGUGUACUAUCUACAGCGACCACCUGGGGAUUUUGGAUAUUGCUUUGGCACCGAGAUGCAAUGCCCGGAUGGAGAAACUUCGGCCACAGGAUUUACACCCGGGUGUAAAUAUGCCUUAGAUACGACUUUUACUGUAUCUGUCAAUACUGGGUUAGAUGAAAGGAUUGGUAAACCUCCAGGCAUACCCGAAGUAAUACCACAAGAUUUCAAAAUCCACGAAAUCAAAUUUGAGUGCGGUGUGCAUUUUCCCAAUGGCGAGAACCCCGCUCUCUUUGUGUACGACGUGGACUGGUACAUCAAUGACAACCUUCUGUCGUCAUGUUCUCAUAGCAACGCUGAAUACAACGAUUUUACCAUGGCAACCCGUUUAAAGGAAGAAUGUUGGCGGGAUUCAUACACACUUGGAUUCCUGGUACGUUGUGCAAUUCGACUUCGAACACAAUCUGCAGGACUCCUGGGCCAGAAGACCUAUAGUGGCUUUUUCAAAGCUGGAUUUGAGACUGACAAGAGAGAAUACUCGGUAGCGGAAGGUGAGUCGGUCGAUGUCAUAGUGAGGCUCACCGUUCCGCUCGGAUGUUUCUACCCAGAGGAUGCCCCUGAAGAACAAAUAAAAACACACAUGGAGCAAAACUGUAUCAUAACAAUAAGACUUCAAGAAAUACCUAUUGAAAAUGUUCAGUGCGCAAGUGACCCCAUUGCCUUGAAAGACACUAACUGUGGUCUGACCUUCAACCACACUCACUGGGACACACCACAAACGUUAACAGUAUACGGUGCUUCGGACAACCUGGUCAAUGUUGGCAGUAGGUCAAUGGUCAUUAAGAUGGCGGCAAAGGAGUUAGUUCUGUAUCACAAUGCUUGGAAUUCAGCUUCCAUACCUAGCGUCCUGGUCACUGUUGAAGACUUGGAUAAAACCGUUCUAUCCGGUGAAUGUUACAGUAGGAACGACCCACAUAUGAGAACAUUUGACGGAAGGUCCUGGGAAAACCAAAGAAUUGGAGAAUUCGUGUUGUAUAAACACAAUGAAAAACCAUAUUGGGUUCACGCAGUCUACCAGCCUUGCAGCGCUCACGUUCCGAACGGAGUCACGUGCAACUGUGGAGUAGCAAUUCGAAACAACGACGCACUUUUUGUAGCCAACUUUUGUAGAGAGAAAAUUGGAUGGAGUGUUAGCGGGGUAACAAACUCCAACAGAUACAUAGAGAAGUCGUUCUGUGACGACACAUCUAUGACAAUUCAAGAAAACGGAAACACUUAUACGGUUACACUACCCACUGGAACUAAGAUAACAUUUAAUUACUACUAUCGCUAUGGAAUAGGCUCCAUCAUAGUCAAGCCAUCUCUUGCUGACUGGAAAAGCUCAUCCGGACUGUGUGGUUAUAUGGACGGGACCUAUGACAAAGAGUUCAAACUGCAGAGCGGGAAGGAGACGGCGGAUAUAAGGGAAUUCGCACUGGACUGGAAGAUAAAGACUGUCGAUCAGUCCCUUUUUAGGGAGAACAUUGACCUAACAGACGCCGGAUUGACUUUGCCCCGGUUCUGUAAGUGUAGUGAGGACUCGGCUUUCACCAAAAAUGUGACAUGUAGUGUCAACACGGAGUCAAAUCCAUGCGUCACCCAAAGUACGGACGGAUUUUUCCAAACUUGCGACUCAACCAGACAAAAAAGAUCGAGUUCCCUUGAGCGGUACAGGAGAGCAUCACCGGCCAUCGAUGUCAUCCCUAAAUUUCCAAUUAUUUUUGGGAGCGACAUUGAUGACGAACCUCAGCUGAUUGGAGAUACCAGAUACAUGGAAACAACUGUGGCAUCCCUAGCAACAAGCUGUCGUCUCAUAGCUGUGAAACUUGAAAAUCUCACAAAGACAGACUCAUCAGACGGAACGCCGGGCAAAUCCAUACUUGAUGAGAUGCUAGAACUCGACUGCCCAAACAAUUGUUCGGGACAUGGGGAUUGUUUUAAUGGUAAUGACAUUCAAAGUUAA